AUGUCUGGUUUCGGUGGUUAUGUGCCGACGUUCAAGGAACGCCAUCCGUUCGUUCAGCGUGUGAAGGAUGCGAAUGCGAUCAGACAGCGAGAGCCAAAUAAGAUCCCAGUUGUCGUGGAGCGUUUCGAAGGCGAAAAGUAUCUGCCAAUUUUAGAUCACUGUAAAUUUCUUGUCCCGGAACAUAUCACGUUGGGCGGUCUGAUGCAAAUCGUGCGGUGCCGCAUGCAUCUUCAUCCCGACCAGACACUGUUUCUUUUGGUGAAUGAGAAAUCAAUGGUAUCGAACGGCAUGACGAUGCUUGAGUUGUAUCAGCAAGAAGCGGACGAAGAUGGCUUCCUCUAUAUAGUUUACACGAGUCAGCCGGCAUUUGGUUAG
Gongylonema pulchrum is the source of this 375-nucleotide messenger RNA. The record is from the annotation of a GenBank genome assembly. Lineage: Eukaryota; Metazoa; Nematoda; Chromadorea; Rhabditida; Gongylonematidae.